Molecule: messenger RNA, 5008 nt
Organism: Solanum lycopersicum (tomato)
Lineage: Eukaryota; Viridiplantae; Streptophyta; Magnoliopsida; Solanales; Solanaceae
Product: serine/threonine-protein phosphatase 7 long form homolog
Biological process (GO): meristem development; meristem maintenance
Source: RefSeq, a predicted model, not a curated record
GUGAAUUGACACAGAAAAACCACAUGAUUUUCCACAAUAAAAAGGAAGAAUUUGGUUAUGAAAUUGUCCAUUCUUCAAAAUCCUUACAUAAAACUUGCUAAAACAAACAAACAAAAAGAAGCUAAUAACAAUGAUGGAUUCAUGAGAAGAAUUUGCACUAGUAGAAGAAAGAGAAGAGCUAAUGAUUUCACCCAUUGAUGAUGAUGAAGAAAAAGUAAAACCCAUUUUCAGAGUUGCCCAUUUUCUUGAACCAACCUUACCCUCUUCCCAAAAACCCCCAUUUCUCCCUUCAAGGCCCAAAAUUCAAGAAUUGAUGACAAAAUCUUGUCUUUCUUCACUAAAUGUGAAGUUUAGAGGUGGGGUUAUGUAUAUGAAUGGAUGGUGUAAAUGGGUUGAUGAGUUGAAGCCUUUAUAUGAAAAAACAUGGGAAAAAGCUGGAAUCUUUGAAGCUAUUACAGCUUCAACAUUCAAGGUUCAUUUUCAGAGUGAUUUGAUUCUUGCUCUUGGUGAAAAAUGGUGUUUGGAGACAAACACAUUUAUUUUACCAUGGGGUGAAUCAACUGUUACUUUGGAGGAUUUGUUAGUUUUAGGUGGUUUCUCUGUUUUAGGUCAAUGUGUGUUGAAACCUGUUGAAAUGGAAGAAAGAGUUGGGGAGGUUUAUAAAGUUUUUAGAGAAAAGAAAGUGAAUCUUUAUCAUCAUGCCUGGAUGGAGUAUUUUAAAGGGAAAGGUGGUAAUGACCAUUUAGAGCAUGUUGCAUUUUUGACCCUUUGGUUGUCUAGGUUUGUUCUUCCUAAAAAUAGUUUUCAAAAUGUGGAUAAAGGUGUUAUCCCUAUUGCAUUUCAUCUUUCUCAAGGUACUCCAAUAGCACUUGCCCCUGCUGUUCUUGCUACCAUUUAUCGGGAUUUGAACUUGCUUAAACAGUUCAUUAUUGUAUCUUCGUCGAAGCAUACAGAACAUAGUAGUGGUUUAAAGUGUAUAGAGGAUGAGUCGGAGCUUAUCCUCCGUGCUCCUCUUCAAUUUGUUCAGCAAUGGGCAUGGGAGAGAUUUAUCCCUUUGCAGCCUAAGCCUAGUGAUGUUUUCUGUGGCGUCCUUACGCUAUUGCUGAAUAAUUGGGACGUUACGAGAUUUUACAAUGAUAGGGAGGGAUGUGUGAUGGUUGGACCAAAUAUGGAAAGAGAAAUCAUGAUAUUUGCUAGACUUAUUCGAGCUUCUGAACUAGUUGGAGCUGUAUAAUCCACAUAGAGUAUGUAUGCAAUUUGGAUUCGAUCAAGAUGUGCCCGCUUGUGUGAAUCAUGCGUGGAGAAAUUAUGACAGACCAAUUAAAGAUGCCAACCUCUAUAUACCUUCUAGGCUCUUCGAGUCAGAUAUUAGCACACGAUACUUGGAGUGGUGGAAGGACCAAAACGUUGGAUCAGACAAUUCUUUUUAGCGUGUAAACAAGGGAAAACGGUCUACAACUCAUGGAAGGAUUCCAAGACUAUCGUGGGGACACAACGAAAAGUUGAAUGCCUCUGUAUGUCAUGAAUUUGUGCAGAAAUGUGAUGAGGUUAAAACAGACGGAACUCAAAGGGAUAAAUCUUCUUCAGCUUUGAAUGAUGGAACUCGAACUCCCAUCCAAGGGAAGGCCUUAAUAGAAUCAAAACCGAUAAAAUCAGAGGAAUUAGAUGGAGAUGAGGCAUAUAAAGUUAAAGAAAUGGUGACACUAGAGAGCAAGGAUAUCAACGACAAAUUAGGUGGUUGUAAGGUCAACUUGCCUGAUCGUUUGGAACUUCCAAGUGAGGGUCCAAAAGCAAAUAGGUGCGAUGGUAGAUAUGCAGAAUUUUCGAGAAGUGGUAUUGCUAAAAUGAGUUUGCAGAUAAGAAAUGAUCCAGUGGAACCACAUAAGGUAACUACAAAUGUUAUCAAUAGGACUGAAGGAAAUAUGCAGAUGGAAAACAUUGAAAUGAUCGAUAUUGCGAAACUUGAGAGGAGGAUUAAAAACCUUGAAAACAUCAAUUCUGGAAAGGUUCCAGUGCCCAGGAAAAGGUGAAAGCAAGACAAAGCUAAAAAUAUAGUGUUGAUGCUUCUCUAAGAAGUUGUUUAGUUUUCUCUAUUGAUUAUUUCACGAAGACAUAUCGAUAUGAUACUCUCUCGUUCUUCUCUUGCUAAGAACAAUUUCAUUGAACUAGUGGAAUGAAUUACAAUUAUCUCAGCUUUACAAUUGUAUUAUGCUUCAUAUCACUAAUUUAGUUUGUUUAGAUCUUUCUCACUUUUCUGCUCUGCCUUCAAGACUGUAACAGGCUCGACGAAAGCAAUUUUGCGUAGUGUAGGGUUCCUUAAAAAAUGGGAACACUCUCUAAGCACAAGACUUUCUCCAUUCCCGGAGCAUGAAGCUGAAACUUCUUGUUAAGGAUGGUAGGAUCGUUAAGAAAUCAUCACCAACUUAAUCAAUAUAUAAGAUUUUUCAUAAAGAAUCUCGAAUAUUCAUAGAGUUGUAGCAAAUAACAGAGGAUUUUAAGACGGUCCUUACUUUGCGCGCAAUAAUAAAAUUCAUGUUUUGAAUAACCAAUUGUGUGUAAUUCUAUUUAAUAAAAAUUCUCAAUACUUGUUCAUCCUGUCUCUGGCUCUCCUCGACCCCACUAUAGCCAAUCCCUCACAUCUCCUUAUUGGGGCAUCACACAUCACCUCUUCACACAGACAAACCACCUCAAUCUCCAUUCCCUAAUUUUGUCCACCACGGAGGUUACUCCUACUUUUAAUAGAAUACCUUCAUUCUCAAUCCUAUAACUCCGAGUAUGUCCACAGAUCCAUCUCAAUAUUCUCAUUUUUGUCACUUACAUUUUUUUGCUUUUUUUAUUUAUUUAUUAAUAACAAACAUAGAAAAUUCUCAAUAGGAAUAAGUACAAGCAAGGAAGACUAGGUCUUACCUUACCAAUUCUAAUGAGAUAUCUAUCCUCUACUAAUUAACAACCAUGAAGAAAAUAGGAGUUAGAGACACUAGAUAUUGUAUGAUCAUCAUAAAGUUUAUAAUACACUCUAUGAUGAUAUUACAAGUGAGGAUUAUUAAGUAAUAAAAAAUCAUAAAAGCCAAUCAAGGAGAAAGUUGAGUUAUCAACCUCAACCUUUCUUUUAUAAAUGUAUAACUAUAAAAGAUAGAUUGACCUUCUAAAGGAACUUAAAUAUGUUUCUGUUGUCUCUUACUCUAAAACAAUGUCUGUAUUUGACAAAGUUAUAAAAAUUAAAGAAUAAAAUAUUUGUAGAAAAAAUUUACCUUACAAAAGGUCUUUUCAGACCAAUAUUUCUGUUUGUUCUUACUUGCUUUAAAAAAAUUGUUUGUGACAUAAAUGUUUGAGACAUGUCAAUUACACAACCUAUGUUGAAAGGAAUUUUAAUCCCUUAGAAUUCAUUUACAGUAUUGACAUUUGUGAUAUGAAGUCAACACCAUCUCGUGGUGGAAAAAAGUGUUCCAUAAAUUUUAUUGACAAUUGCACUAGAUACUGUUAUGUCUAUUUGCUGAAUGAAAAGAAUGAAUGCAAUAUAAAACUGAACUUGAAAAUCAGUUGGAUAAAAAGAUUGUCAUUAUUAAGAGUGGUAGAUCUGGAGAAUAUGAAUCUUCUUUUGCAGAAAUAUAUUUGGAAAAUGGAAUCAUGCUUUGAAUUACUGCACAUACUCACCUCAAUUUAGUGAAAUUGUUGAUAGGAAAAAAAAACUGAACUUUGAAGAAAAUGUUGAAUAUCCUACUUAUUAGUUCGGAUUUACCACAAAAUUUGUGGGGGGUGGGGGUGGGGGUGCUAUCAUUAUAGCAUAAGAGAACAACAAAAAGUUUGUUUGUUCAGAAAGAGAGAAACAAAAAGCUUUUUUUAAACACUAGACAAAAUAGGUGCCUUUUAUUAGAAAUAAAAUCUCAAUAGGGAUAAGUACAAAUAAGGGGGGCUAGAACUUACCUUACCAAUCCUAAUGCGGCAACAAACCUCUACUAACUAACAAGCAUGAAGAAAUACGAGCUAGAGAAAACUAGAUAUUUUGUGAUCACCACAGAGUUUGUAAUACUCUCUAUGAUGAUAUUACAUAUGAGGAUGCCUAAAUAGUGCCUAUGAUUUUCAUCUCAUUUAUGAUUUUAAAAAGAAUUGAUUUGCCAUCUAAAGUAACUUUUAGUAUUUUGCUUUUGUCUUCAUCUUCAAACUAUCCAACAACACUUGAUACUUCAUCACUUCUUCUUGGAAUUAUUGGAUCUUGUUGAAUAUGUUGACACUGUCAUAUGAUUCUGCUUUGCUAGUCACAUUGGUAAGUGCCUUGGAACAAACUCCUCAGUCACGUUGCCAUCCCAACAAUUCUUUCUUCCAUGUUUCUUUUUGUUAUUGCGUUGUUGCGUAGGAGAAAUAUUUGCAUCCCUAGCUGCAUUCUCAAAGCACUGAUCCAACCAAUCCUCUUCAUCACUUUCCUCAUCUCGUAGGUUAGCAAACUUAUUUGGGGCAUCAGACCUUCCCAAUGCAUCACUUGUCACUCACAGAAAUUUUUUUAACAUUAGAACCAACAACUACAUGCUGCCUAUGAUUUUCAUCUGAUUUAUGUGCAUUAACAUCACCUAAUUUCUGUCGAGAAUCAACUAGUGAUGCACCAACCACAACUCUUGAAUUUGUAUCCUCCAAUCUUUGAGAUACACCAUGAUGUGCAUUCAAUAUAGUAGUUGCACAUGUCGAAGAACCAAUUUUUAUCACAUUUUGAUUAUCCUCAACGACAACCAAUUGUGAUGCCUCAAUAGUUGCCAAAGUUGAGGCAUGCUCUGGUUUUUGGACGUGCCCCCCCUCGCCCCCCAAAGCCUUAUUAGAUUCGUGUUCAAUGCAUAUAGCAACUGAAUAUUUCUCCAUGACAUUAGGAUCAAAUUCAACAGUAGCAAUACCUAUUCGAAUAUUGUCCAUAGGAAUAAUUUGAUUUCCAACAAUUGUUUUGAUAUUAACUAGAUUGUUUUGGACCUCAGCAACACCUUGUGCAUUAGAUUUUGAUGCUUCAGUUAUCGACAAUACAUUG